GAGGUCGCAAUGCUCGGUUGGCAACCCUGUGCUUACCGAUUACAAUUUCCUCCAUUUUGUUUAUGAAAGCCGAUAAAAGUGCUUUUCACAAAAAAAUAGCUAAAAACAGGUAUUCAGCUUGAAGAUUUUAUGUGAAAAUGGCUAAAACAAUGUGAUGUGAUUAAGUGCAGAAUUGGUUUUGUUACGAUGGAUCCAAGUGACCCUCUUAAGGAGUUUCUCAAAAACACUGGUUGGUCCUGUGACGAGCUUCUGCAGAAACUACUACAAGUAAAACAACAAAUCUCAGCAAGUCAACAGCAAACCAAAGAUGACACGUCAACAGGGAACCGUCUUAGUGAUAACGAUAGUAGCUCACAAGCUGGAAUUUCAAGUAAAACCAAACCUGCAUCUGUUAAUACAAGAUAUAACGUAGCUGAUAAGGAUUUCUCUGAUACUGAUGAAGAGGAACAAAAAGUGAUAAUAAGCAAUAAACGUAUUAUAGACGAAAUAGUUGAAGAUACACACAAAGAAGAUCCACCUCCUGCUGAUAUACCUGAAAAAUCAAUAGUAAUUGAACUGGAUAGUGAAGACGACGAAGAAGAUGAUAAUUUUGAAGAGGAAUGUAGUCAUAGUACUAAACAACCUGGAACGCCUCUCAACAAAGAACUACCGAAAGAGAAAAACAGUAAUGUUAAAGAAAAGAUCAGUAUUGAUUCCAUCUCCACUAUUGUAAUCGAAGAUGAUGAUCCAUCUGAUACAGAAAAAACUGCAGCUGAAAGAACAAAUGAAAUGUUUCCAUCUUUAUCUAUGGUCCGAACGGAUUCUGCGGAUGAUCUUCAAGUGUUAUCCAUAGAAGACGUAUAUGAAACGACUCCAAGAGCUAAGGGGUCCAUACAUGUCGUAAGUGAGUCAGAUCUAUCAAUGGAAGACAUUACAAUUGCACAUAAAGGGUUCAGUAAUUCAGAAGAUUGGCUGCCUAAGAUUUCCUCGAUUGAAGGUGGAAUAGACUUGAAUACAAAAUUUAAAGCUAAAAGGAUUGAUUUAUCUCUGGGUGAUGUUAUGCAUCAUACAAUUACCCAAUCUAUUCUUAAUAGGGAAGAAAAGUUACUAGGUAUAACAGAUAAUAAAGUUUUAUCGGAUAUGAGUAAUAAUGAAAAUAGUGACAUUUUGUUGGAUCGUAGUUCCACACGAAAAGAUGAUAUAGCUAUUGCAGCUAAUAGUGCAAUUGUUAAAGAGCGUAUCCCAUCCAACGUGCCAUUAGGAAUCGAAAAGGCUGAUACUUCGUCAAAUGUUGAAACAAAUGAACAUUUGACUACUUGUAUUGUUACGUUAGACUUGACUGAUGUUGAAAACAUAAGUGCUCGCAAAGAUCAUGCUCUACCGCCAAAUGCGGAACAUGUAUCUGGCCAGAAGCCUGUAACCAAUGAAGGUUAUGUUGAAGAUAAAUCUUCGAAUUCUGAAGAUAACAUUACAGUCGUUAUAACUGAUAAGGUUAAAUGCAUUGCUCGAGGCGUAUCUUCGACUAAUGAAGAAGAUGCUACUACGUUUGAUCUUACCGAUCAUGUUGAAAGCAGUAGUGCUGAGAAUGAUCAAAAGCCUUCAGUACAAACUGCUGAUAGAGAUUGUAUCACAAAUGAUGUACAAUUUAUUGUCGGAGAGAAGGAAAGUAGUAUCAAUGCAUUAGCUGACAGUUGUCCAAAAAACAGCAUUGAGGAGAACUGGCAGAUUCCUAAAAUUCUGUCAGUUGAAGGUGGCGUAGAAAAUGAUGAAAUUCAAAUGGAUACUACAGAAGCAUCAAAUGAUCAGUCAUAUUCAUUAUUACAAGACACUAUGAAAAUCCCGAACGGCUCAGUGGCUUCUUCAGGAAAAAUUCGUAUUGAUAUAUUGAGUUGCAGUGGUCUAAAAGACAGUACCGAAGAAAAGUGGCAAAUUAAUAAAAAUAUUUCGUUUGAAGGUGCCGUGGAUACUUCAGAAAUUCCAGAUGGUAAGUUACAAGAGGCUGAACCAAAAAUUGACACUGCGGAAAUCUCGAACAGCUUAGCGGUUUCUUCAGAACAUAGUGUGAGUGAAAAUGAAGACAUUGUAGAAACUGAUGUCCCUAUUAAAACUCAGGAUCCAAGUCAGGAUCGUAAAAUCCAAGAUCCACGUGACGUGGAAACAUCGUUAAGACCUGUAGUUCCUGAAGAUUCCUCAGGUUUAGGCAUCAAAAUUGGAGAUACUGUUUCCGUGGAAAGAGCUUCUGAAGUUGAAUCUUUGCUGGGGUCAUCAGAAUUUUCAUCUACAGUAUGCACAGUGGAUGAUUCAAAUAUCAGUUUUUCUGAAAGUACAUGUCAUGAUGAACCAAAUGUGAUUGGAGAUUCAGCAGAAUGUUGUGAAGAAAGGAAACCUGACGCUGCGUCAGAGGAUGUGAGUCAAAAUCAAGAUACAAUCCAGCCAAAAACAAAUGAAUCAGACGAAGCAACAAAUGAAGAUACGAAUGGAUUAAAACCAUUUGAAGAUUCGUCGCCAAAGGAGUUAUCUGAUACUUCUGCAAAAAUUAGUGUUCUAGAGAUGGGUGAUACUGACAUUAAGAAUCCAACUGUUGAUGAGUCGGUACAAAACGAAACGUCUCAUGAAUUCAAAGAUUUAGAUAAUUCAGUGAUCAAUGAAACAAGAGAUUCUAGUCAUACAUUGGAAGGGUCAUCAGUAAUAUUGAACAAGACAAGUGAGAGUAUAGUCAGUAAAGUUUGCGAAUUUCAGAAGCAAGACUAUAUUCCAGAAAAAAAUGUCGUUGACACAGGAGAGAUUGAAACUUCUCAGAAGUCAAACAUUUUUGUAAAUAAAGAACCAAUUGUCGAAGAUGUAACAGAAUCAGAAACUGAACCUAACAUUUCUUCAAAAAUCGAAGACGAUUUAGGAAACUGCAAGCGUCAUUCUUCAGAAAAAUAUGUUGUAGAAGAGCAUUCUUCCAGUGAUGUCGAAAUAAAGUCAAAAUCAACUGAAGAGCAGCUGGAAUCACUGACAACGUUAUCAGACACGAUCAAAGAUGCAGGGGUUUUAUCAGGUCCAGAUGAACCGUCAAAAAUCGAAGGCAAAAAUGUAGAAGAAAGUUCUUCAAGUGAAGUCGAGAUAAAGAAAAAAUCAACUGAAAAGCAGUUGGACUUACUGACGACGUUAUCAGACACGAUCAAAGAUGCAGAGGUUUCAUCAGGUCCAGAUGAACCGUCAAAAAUCGAAUUCAAAAAUGUAGAAGAAACUUCUUCAAGUGAAGUCGAGAUAAAGAAAAAAUCCACUGAAAAGCAGUUGGACUUACUGACGACGUUAUCAGACACGAUCAAAGAUGCAGAGGUUUCAUCAGGUCCAGAUGAACCGUCAAAAAUCGAAGGCAAAAAUGUAGAAGAAAGUUCUUCAAGUGAAGUCGAGAUAAAGAAAAAAUCAACUGAAAAGCAGUUGGACUUACUGACGACGUUAUCAGACACGAUCAAAGAUGCAGAGGUUUCAUCAGGUCCAGAUGAACCGUCAAAAAUCGAAGGCAAAAAUGUAGAAGAAACUUCUUCAAGUGAAGUCGAGAUAAAGAAAAAAUCCACUGAAAAGCAGUUGGACUUACUGACGACGUUAUCAGACACGAUCAAAGAUGCAGAGGUUUCAUCAGGUCCAGAUGAACCGUCAAAAAUCGAAGGCAAAAAUGUAGAAGAAACUUCUUCAAGUGAAGUCGAGAUAAAGAAAAAAUUAACUCAAAAGCAGCUGGAAUUACUGAAUACGUUAUCAGAAACGAUCAAAGAUGCAGAAGUUUCAGCAGGUCCAGAUGAAGCGUUAAGUGAAAAUGAGCAAUCUGAUCCAAAUGAAAGGGAUACGUCCAACAAACUUGAAGAAAGCAAUAUUAAGGAAAAUUGCUCAGAGGGAGAUAUUGGAAAUCAGAAGCUAAUGGAAGAUAGAGUAGAUUUUCGAAUACCUGCAACAGAAAUCAGUACCGGAGAAGGCGAUUCUAUAAAUAAGGAAAAAGUUGAGAGCCAGCCCAAGAUAUCUGAAAGUAUAAUAAACCUUCAAAAAUCUUCAACAAAAAUCAACUCGUCGGAUGUUGAGUCAUCUGCAAAAGAUGACAAAAUUGCUCCGCCUGGCACAAUUUUGGUGAACGAAAAAGAGGCAGAUUCUAUCACGUCCAACAAACUUGAAGAAAGCAAUAUUAAGGAAAAUUGCUCACAGGGAGUUAUUGGAAAUCAGAAGCUAAUGGAAGAUAGCGUAGAUUUUCGAAUACCUGCAACAGAAAUCAGUACCGGAGAAGGCGAUUCUAUAAAUAAGGAAAAAGUUGAGAGCCAGUCCAAGAUAUCUGAAAGUAUAAUAGACCUUCAAAAAUCUUCAACAAAAAUCAACUCGUCAGAUGUUGAGACAUCUGCAAAAGAUGACAAAAUUGCUCCGCCUGGCACAAUUUUGGUGAACGAAAAAGAGGCAGAUGCUAUCACAACUGCAGAAAGUACUGAAGAAUAUGAAGUCGAGUAUCGUCUAGUAGAUCCACGUACCGUGGAAAGUCCACUGUCGGCCAAGGAAGGGAUUCAUAAAAUAGCUGAAACUUUGAGCGACUCUUCUGAAGAAGAGUAUGUUGUUGAAGCCCUGGAGGAUACUCCAACCUUGGAAGACGCAGAUGAAGCCGUGCGGGUUAAUAAAGGUACCAGUCAUCUUUCCAUCUUUUCGGGCGAUGUCAGCCCCAGGCAUAAUGCAAUAGGUGGAAAUAAAUCCAUAUUGAUAACAAGUAAAACACCAGACAUUUUUUCUAUAGGCAAGAUUAAAACUACAGAAGAUAAGAUGUUACUUUCCAACAAUUCGAAUACUAUGGAUAAAGCAGACUUUGUCAAAGCAGUUAGAAAAAAAUUACAGUUUUACAAACAGAGACAAGCACUUUCCAGUCGACAAAAUACUGACCUUCGAAGUAGUAUUAUUAAUAAAAUGCAAUCUACAGUUACGUCAAUUGCAAGUCUUACUGGUGAUGAAAAAAGUCCUGACAUGCCUAAAAAACUAUCUAUGGCCGACAUUCUCCAACGUAAGCUUGAUAAACAAUCUGCAGAUAGUUGUAAUGUUAACCAGAAUCCUGAUGAAAGUCAAUCAUCUCUAAUUGAAAACGGACCUAGUACUGCAAAGGGAAUGCCUGCAGGCACAUGUUCUGAAGAUACAAUUGUUAAUAUAAACUGUCCAAAAGAUGAUGCAAACGACCUACCGUUGCCUGCUGCGUUAGUUGCUGUGGAAGGGUACAAUGAAAAUGACAUCAACGCAGAAACAACUUUACAAACUACUUUAGGUCAAGAGGUCGAACCUGAUGAUAUUUCUAUGACCAUUGCUGCUAGACAAGCUGCCACCAAAAGUGAUGAGAACGAUAUGAUUGAUAAAAAAGGACCGACAGAAGCACAUUUGAUCGGGAAUACAAAACAGCGAUGUCAAGUAGAUGAAGAUGCGAUAUUUGCGAUACCCAAACUACCUCCUUUACGAGCAUCUACCAGUAAAGAGAAGGAUAUGGAUAUUGGAAACGUUGAAGAUAUUAGAGCGAAUCUAAAACUGCAAUUGAAUAGUCUGAGAAGUAGGAAAAGACCACACGUCAAGAUCACGACACAGAUCGACGGUAGUUUUUUCGAGAAAAAGGAAAAAGAUAUGGCAACAAAACAGUCAGAAGAUAAAACAGCGGUGGUCUCUGAGGAGAUCGUUCCUCAAUUGUCCCAAGAUCAACUUUAUACGCAGACAAACGAGCUAGGCUUGGUGAUUUUGGACGUGCAAGGAGGAGUUGAUUUGGAUGAUUCAAAAACUGAUGGCGCAGUUGGAGAACAUCAGUCUGAAGAUGUCGCUGUUCCUAAGGAGGGUGACAAUAACGACGUUGCAGAUUUAGUGAGACAGAUCAUUGGCAAAAAGUGCGAACCGAGAAUCAGGAUACGAAAAGACCUGUCCGCACCUCCACCUGUGAUCGACGACUUUGAAAUAUUCCAGAAGAGAACUUGCAGUGAAAAUGUUGAAACCGCUGGCCCUAGUGCUGAACCCAUGCCCAGCACCUCUACAGCAAUAUUGGAUGAGAGUGCCUUACUCCGUGACGAACAUUCCCGGUUAUCUUCGCACGAGAAUAGUUUGUCAGGUGGUCCAAACGAGGAAAUUUCUCCUUUCAUAAGCAACACUUUGGACGAAUAUUUAACCGGGGAUGCUCAGCUAAACGUCAGCUACACAAUACCAAAAUGUGGAGCCGAAGAGGGCAUCCGAGAAUUGCAUUUCGAAUCGGAACCGGUGCAAUUGGUUCAGAGAAAGGCCGUAGAGACGAAAAAUGGGGAGGUCGAGGGACCUGUCAAGAAAACAGGCAAAAAGGUACGAACGCUAGCACAGAAACGGAAACUGUUAGAAAAACAGAUGGCAAGAGAAAAGAAACAAAAAGAGAAGGAACAAGAGAAGACAAGCUUAUGGAAACAGAGAGAGAAGGUGCAAAAAGAAUUCGAAGAAAGAAAUAAAGACCGAUCGUAUGUCAUCGCAGACGGAAAGAAAAUCUAUGUGCAAAGUACAAUUCCUAGAAUAUGUAUACUCAACCUAGACGAAGGAACAUCGUCUACGCCAAAAGUGAACGUACCUGAAAGCCCACGCAAAAAUAAAAUAUCUCUUUUGGAGAAUUUGCACAAGAGGCAAGAGGUCCACUAUUCACCUGGUCCGCUGUCCAAGAAAACAGUCUUGCCAGUCAGCGGUACAAGCGAGUGGACGACAGAAGUGAAAACUUUACCGAAUGUGUUUGUUGAAGUGGUACCGAAACUUGGUCAACCUCUACCUGCAGAAUUGAUGGGCAGGAUUGAUUUCGAUGUCAAUAUAGGAGAAGACCACGUCGAGUUUGCUUUGACGGCUCUGAAGACCAAAAAUCCACCUUUGGAACCGGCUAGAAAGUUCGUACUGCCUGUUAAGUAUAAAAAGAACCAACAGCAGAUUAUAGUGAGGAAAAAAAUACCACCUCCAGAACCUAUCGAGAUUAGAUCUAUCGAGGAUAAAGUAGACAAGGAUGUUUCUCAUGGUGAUGAUAGUGCUAUAGUAGCUAAAGUGAUUGAUGAUAUGAUAAGAUACGUAGAAAUAAAGGAGUUAGGGCCAUCAUUGAUAAAGGAAGAUGAUUACGGCUUUACUGAUGAAUUUAAACUUGAGAAGAAUAAAGAACCAAGCGUGGAUGGACACUUGAGCAUACUGAAAAGAUCGCAAAGGAAGAGAUCUCAUUUGGAUUGUGAACUACUGAGAUUGAGCUGCAAAAUAGUUAGUGUUGAGGUGGAGAAUGAAGAUGUGGAGAAACCUUGCGACAAACCGUUUUGCCGUUUAGGCUGCGUGUGCAAGAGCUUAAAUUGCGAGAACACGAUGAUCUUCCAUUGCCAAAAGGAAAAGUGCAUAUUCACUUGCACGUGUCCUAAGGAACGAGCGACAGCCGCGCGUGAACAUAGGGUCACUCUGCCUGCCGGCACGAAUGUUCUUUCGGUCGACACGGUCCACAGGAUCGAAGAUGAGGCCAAGAAACAUCUAGCUAGGGUGGAACGCGAGUUUACGCAGACUAUCAUACAGACGAACAACCGGACGAUUGUGGUGGGGGCCACCGACAGAUCCAAGACCAGAAGGAUUGCCCAGGUGCCCAAGAAAUAUAACGAUUACGUCGAGCAUACGGACAUGGUUGUGGAGGAUAAUGUUCGCAUACCUGAACAGGUGGAGUUCACAAAGCAAUGCGUGGUGAUCAUGACAAAACUGAACCUGGACGGUAUCACUCCAUUCUGUCUCCGUCACAAUCUAUAUGACUGCUUUUGCGGAGGCAAGAGCGAGUACCUGCCUAAGGUCCAUCUUCAGAAGCCGUUAACUGCCUCUGUUGCUACCAAUAUCGCAACCAAAACUCCAAAACAUGCAGUCAAAAAGAGCAUCCCUCAGAAAGGCAGACCGAAGAAGAUCGUCGACGAGAAUACUCAUAAUGAUCCUAUGUCAAGGAAACGCUCUUACAGUUCGGCAGGUCUUGGAAGCAGUCCUAAGUCAGGUCCAGGCAAGCAACAACACGGUAUCAAAGAUACAACCAUCGGCUGCGGCGAUGAAGGAAACGCCUCAAAUUCGAGCCUGGAUGCAAGUCUUGAGUCGCCGACGUCGAGGAACAAAAAAGUGAAAUUGAGCGAACAUUUCGAAUAUUCGGAACCUAUCCAGAAAGACAUUUGCGGCAGCGCGAGAACAAUGGGGGUGUUCGCCCCGAAUAUUAGAUAUAAGAAGUUCAGUACAGCGGCUUUGAAGAAUGAUUUUGUUUACAAUUACAGCCAGGCCGAUCUGCUCAAGAUCAAGAUGAAUCAUAUGCAGAAAAAGAAACACUUGGAGGUGGACAUUUUGAAGCAGACCUUACUCUCAGAGUACUUGGCUUCGCAGAAUGUUUCAAAGAACAAAUCUGGCAUUGUACCAGUGGAAACGCCCUUUUCUUCAAGCCGUGUUAGUAAAAGGAAGCAAACUCUGGAAGUGAGGAAGGAUGUUGGACAGUCGCCCAAAACUGAUGACGUCACCACUAUUGCUGAUGUCGCCACUUCUGCUGACAAUCAGAAGAAAAAGGUUACGACGGAACCUGUUCCUAUUUUUGAUGGCGAGAUCAUAAUAAACGAAUCCAGUAUGGAACUGCUUCGGAAAAUGGGUCCUAGGACGGUCCUGGAAGGAUACGCGCGCUUGUUGCCAUGGCGAGCUCUCAGCGACGGCUUCAAAAACGGCGUCAUCAAGAUCUGGUGCAUGGUGGACCAACCGUCCAGGUUACUGAUCAAUAAAGCAGACAAGAAAGCGCCCAGGAAUUACAUUGAUAUCAGGAAUACGAAACAACCGACAGAGGUGAUAUUAUGGAUCCUGCGCGACAAGUUGCCUACCAGCUACCACGAAGAAAAUGUAUCGUUCAUCCUACGCGAGACCAAGUAUAAUUUCGAGAUAUGUGGCAUCUGCACGAGAAACCUGGACAUCGGCUUAAACAACGACAGCAGUAGAGCAGUCCAACAGACGCAAAGGCUUGGAGUUGUUCAUAGCAGUUGGUUGGAACUGGGCACAGAAUUCAAGCAUCGUGAUAUGAAUAGAUUUUCUCAAUAUUUGAAGAUAUGCAUCGAAAGACACACCACGAAAACGUACGUCUUCCAGGAGUCUGAAGAUCCUGAAGAACCGGAGACAUUGGAGGCUAACCUACCACCAAUCGGCGCGAAUUACAAAUGGCGUCUGAUACAUAUGAACUCCGACUUUUCCUUCUUGUACUUCACGAAAACCCAUUAUUCGGUGAAGUACGUGGAUUUGUGUUACGCUUCGCACAACGGCAACGCAACUAAAGACUCGACCUUGAUGCUUCAUUCUUCCAAGCUGAAAACGGCGCAAGAUCAUCCGAAAAUGGGCAUCUACUUCGACCAGAAUCAACCCAACAAGUUGUUCGUGGGGCCGUAUCUGAAAACGAACCCUGAUGAAAAUACCGUUGAGACGCUGAGGUAUUUCAACCAGCAACUCGUCGUAACGGACGAGUUCAACAAGUUGCGUGGCAAAGACGACUAUCGCAGUGGUUAUUGGUUGGUUGAAGAAACUCCAUCUGCUGACUCAGUGGAACCUCAAAGUGAGGAAUACACAAUUGAUCUAACACUGGACGAAACGCCACCGACCAAGGAUUCAAGUAACGCCAUUGGCGCCGAAGAAACAUCUGAGCAACGGAAACGGAAGAGGUCAGCCAGUAGCAGAGCGUCGUCGAUCUCGGAGUCAGAUAUCGGAUACUUGGGAAAUCUCAGUUUGACACAUGACAAUGCGCAUAUUGAGAUCGUCGAGGCACCGCCUAGAAAACCUGAAGAGUUUAACAGAUUUGUGAUAACAAACAUUCCACAUUUUGGUUAUUUGGGAGCAUUCAAACAUGCAGGAUCCGAUAAGAUCGACGUAUCGUGGCCAUUUGAAAAUAAACUGCUGAGAUUCCCGUCUGUGCAAGUUGCUACAGAAUUCUUACAGGAACGCCUGUCUUCACUACUGCUACCUGUACCAGAUACUUUCAAAGUACACGUGAUAGUCGUCAACCACUUAGAUACCGACGCGAAUUUACCCAUAGAUGCAAACGUACUUAGCGGUCACUAUAUCUGUGGCGAGUUCGGAUACUACAAUAUUCUGACGAUAACACCACAAAUUUGCCUGAACAAAUUGGGCAAAACUCGGGAAGAAUUGCUAAGGAUGUUUGCAAAACGGUGCCAAGUGAUCGUGAAGAAGAGAUCUGAUACUUUGGCCGCCUUACUGCACCUUAGCAAACCGGCAGAUAGUGAUGGAAUCAUUUAUGUUAAUAACAAGGCAGUGAUCGAAAUCCGCAAUCAAAAAAUGCUAGAACGCCAACUCGUGAACCAAAAAACGGAACUGAUGAUAAAGAAGCGCCGUCUAGCGACGGAACUGUUCAUGUAUAUCAGCGAACUUCCUGAACGGGAACGGAACGAGUUCAGCAAAAGGUUCCGCAGCAUCCUGACGCCGAGACGGGACAUAGAACCGAUCGAAAUCGUGUCGGAUUCUGAGGAAGACAAAGCGAGGGCGGAGGAGGAACGUGGACCGCCCGUUUUGGAGGCAGAGCCACCGACGAUGACUGACACUCACAAUAGAACACAACCGUUGAAUGAUAAGUUGCCCGUCUUGGAGAAACAGGUUCCCACUGGUACUGCACCACCACAUUCGAUCAAUAAAGGCAAAGAGCCAGUUGCCGUUCCUCUUCAAUUUUGGUCAAUAUCGGCGCUCCCCUCCGCAUCUGCUAACCCUAACGUCAAACUAGACUUGAUGCCGAUCAAUGCAAGAUCUUUGCUUCGCACCCCAGCAAUCGGAGCUCCGCCCAUUAAGGACGUAUCCACCGUAACCACGCCUCCUGCAACUGCGCCUAUCCAGGCCGCCUAUCUGGCGACAACGCCCCACGGCAAGUAUCUGAAGGGCAUCAAGGUGGUCAAAAAGCCCAAUGGACAGUUGUUGAUUGUACCGGACAAAAAUAGCGGCAUUACUUCGUCGGCUACUGAAAAGGUGAUAUUGAAAGGCGUGAAUAUCAGACCGGAAGGCUCGAGGCGUACUUCCAACGAGUCUGCUAAUGUAGAUGGCAAAAGUGCUACUUGAAUCGAAGAAAAUACGUUAAAAUCCUGAAACCAGGAAUCUACUCUGAUUGUGGAUUCGUUGGAGCAAGUCUUGAUCCUAAACUGUGAUAAAACUCAAGUUACAUAUAAAACGUUGUAUUGUAACCAUACCUUAGCAACGAUUUAAUUUUACAUUGUGGAAUAGUAGUAAUACAAAAGGUACUAUAAAAGUUUUGCAAUACAGUUUUGUUUAUUGACUUCGUCCAAAGUAAUUUCCAACACAUGCAAUAUACCGAUAAAACUAGUCCUUAAACCAGCUCUGCCAAGUUUUACCCGAGAGUGCAGCACACCAGUGGCGACGCGUGACUUUUCCGAAACUGUUACCAAAAGUUUUUGCUUAUUUUAGGUAUUUUAUUUAAACUAUUUUUAAAUUAAGGUAAACAUUCCUGGACUGAGCGUAUGGGGCACUUGAUAUACCUCAUCGUCUUAUGCUAUGACUAAUCCAAGCCGUCCGAAAAAACAGUCGACGUUUCUAGAUGUUCGGAAAAUUUUUGAUCUUUUUUGGCAAUGAAUGUUAACAAUUCCCUGUAAUUUCCUCUAAGUCAUCCACUUCAAAAUUAACGAUAAUUCCUGUUUUGCCAAAAACAUACGGUAUAAGUGUGCUGCCUAAAAGCUUGGUUAAAACAACUUUCGAUUCUUGUCUUGUCAAACUGAAUUAAAUUGGCUACACAUCUCACAUGUAACGGAGAAAUUUCAUGUCUCCUCUUUAGAGCCCUAAAACUAUUUACAUCGUUGACUCCGCUGCUGGUCCACCCAUUUUUUUCUGUAUAAAACAGAAGACAUC
Messenger RNA from Acanthoscelides obtectus, 11841 nucleotides. NCBI's taxonomy places the organism in Eukaryota, Metazoa, Arthropoda, Insecta, Coleoptera, Chrysomelidae. The record is from the annotation of a GenBank genome assembly.